Messenger RNA from Penaeus indicus, 521 nucleotides. RefSeq lists its product as uncharacterized. Lineage: Eukaryota; Metazoa; Arthropoda; Malacostraca; Decapoda; Penaeidae. The transcript has 3 exons. The annotation marks the transcript as partial. The record is from RefSeq and is a predicted model, not a curated record.
AUGGCACUGGAGGAUGCCCACGUGGCACUCUCUGACGUAGACCUCAACCAAGAUAAAAACCGUGACCGGACGGCACUGGCUGUCAGUUCAGGACCAGUUGGUGCCACGCCGAGACCUUUCUUGCACCAUUCCGUUGCUCUCGCGUUCCCGGCAUUGGUGGUGGGCGCGUGUUGGGGCCACGGGCGGCUGGUGGAACCCCCCUCGCGGGCGUCUGCCUGGAGAUUCGGCUUUGAUGUGCCCGUCGACUACAAUGACGACGAGAGCUUCUGUGGGGGGGUCGAGCACCAGUACCAGAACCAGAGCGGGCGCUGCGGCAUCUGCGGCGACGCGUGGGACGAGAACCCGCGGCCGCACGAGGCCGGCGGGAAGUACGCCACCGGGACGAUUGUGCGCACAUACACGGAGGGCCAGACGAUAACCGUGCGCGUCAACGUCACCAGCAACCACGGCGGCCACUUCGAGUUCCGCAUCUGCCCCAACAACGACCCCAGCGUCGAGGCGUCGGACACCUGCCUCGACAA